CCCCCUCCUUGAGCUAGCUCAAUUAUAACACCACUGCUAGCAGCCUCAUCACCCAGCUGCCCUCGGCACUCUUUCCUCUCCCUCACACUACACACACCACCAUCAUCAUCGUCAACGAGCUCGCCGCGUGCCGGUGGCCAUGGAGAAGUGCAGAUCGGUGCCGCACGAGCACGCCACGGCGGCGUACUAUGGGUGCGGCGGCGGGUACGACUACGAGGACGUGAGCCGGGGCACGUCGGUGAAGUCGUACAGCUUCAACGGCCCCAGCGCCGGCGAGGACCCGGAGGCGAAGCGGCGGCGGCGGGUGGCGUCCUACAACGUGUUCGCGUCGCAGGCCCGGCUCAAGUCCUCCGUCCGCGGCAGCUUCAAGUGGCUCAAGUCCAAGCUCUCCGACGUCCGCUACGGUGGCCUCUGAACUUUACUGCCCUGAACCUCCAACCUCCAAGUUCCAACGUGCCCUCCAUGAACUGAACCUCUCUCCCUAUAUACAUAUGUAUGCAUAUGCAUGAAGAAGUGUGUAUGUGUGUGUACUACGGCUACGGCUACUGGCCAAGUUGCUGCACAUAUAUGUGUGUACUGUUUAAUUACAUGCCGUAUUUAUGCAUGUAUGAACUGCUGCUGUGUGUGUGUGUGUGUGUGUGUGUGUGUGUGAUGCGAAGUUGCUGCAUGGUUAACUGCUAGAUCCAUCCAUGGAUCGGUCUAUGUGUUUUUGGUUGCCUUUUUGAGAGACUAAGAAUAUCCUGCUUAAGUUGCAGAUCAAGUUGUAUCAAGCCAUGUUCUCUGUUUUUCCUCUGUGAAAAUUCCGUCCUCUGUUUUUAUUA
This is a messenger RNA of Triticum aestivum (bread wheat), 821 nucleotides long. RefSeq lists its product as uncharacterized. The record is from RefSeq and is a predicted model, not a curated record. The coding region runs from base 140 to 415 and encodes 91 amino acids. The transcript has a single exon. NCBI's taxonomy places the organism in Eukaryota, Viridiplantae, Streptophyta, Magnoliopsida, Poales, Poaceae.